AUGACUUAUAAGGAUGAGUUCCCAAGCAGGUUACAAGCUCUUCCACGAUUAGAGAAGUCUUGGUACUUGGUGGAGUGCUCCCACCAGGGUUCCAGUCCCAACCCUUCCCAUCCUAUCAGGGAGCUGGGAAUGGAAUCUCAAACAUGUGAGUACUGGUCUGACAAAUUUAGCCAUGUGAUCUCAGCUUGGCAUGUUAGAUCUAGUGUAUGUUCUGCCAACUUGAACUGGAAUCUCUUGUACAACUUUGUAGGUGCCAGAUCUCUAACCUGCUUAAUCUGUGUAUUCUGGUCCAAGUAUCUGAACUUUGAUAUUGAAAGAAGAGUUUUAGAUAUUUUUAAUGUAGGCAAGAAAAAUGUUAGAAAUGUAACUUGCAAGGCAGUUCAACUGCUCACAUCACAGCUGCUGCCUAGACUGACCUUGAGUUUGGACUGGGCCCUGGCUAGUUUCUGCCCAUCCACAGGUCGCAUCUUUCCCGCCACUAGGCUUCGGAGCUGUGAAAAGGAAACCCUGGCGUGGGCCUCGGCGUGCCGCCAGGCCCUCACCAACUCCGGCUCCGCUGCGGUGGAGAUCCAGGCGGGUUUUCCCACUCGCUCUCGCCUGGAGGACUUCUGGGCCCGCCCACACGGAGGCGGGCCGGGAGAACGCUCCGCCGUGACUGGAGCUCUGAGCCGCGCGCGCUUCGAAGCUUUGCGGCGCUGCGCGUGCGCGCGGGCGGGCGGCGGCGCGGCGGCGGGAGGGGCGCCGCGGUGUGUUCGCGGCUGCUCGUGCCAGCGCCUGGAGGCCUGUCCAGGGACUCUUCGCUCCGGCCUCGCUUUCCACGUUCGGAAGGCCAGUGGCCGGCCCGGGGUCGAGUGCGAACGUCAGCUGUUGAGUAUUCCCUUGAGCCUCUGUGCUCCUGGCACAAGUUUAAAAUAUUCAAAGAACACUUUAGGAAGAACACUUUCCAUGAAACAUAAAGCUGGUCAAAAAUACAAGUCUGUUGUUGAUAUGUUUGAUUUUCCUGAUAAUUCUGAUGUCUCAAAUAUUGGCAGGCUGGGAGAAAAUGAGAGAGAUGAAGAGCCUUAUGAAACCUUUGACCCUCCUUUGCACAGUACUGCUAUCUAUGCUGAUGAAGAAGAAUUCUCCAAACACUGUGGGUCAGCUGAACUUUCAACUCCUCAAGGAAAAGUAGGGGAGAGUUUGAACUCUGCUGAAAAUGAAGCAAGUGAAAACAAAUCUGUAAAACUCAGUACAAAAAAGCCAAGAAAAAAACUUGAGCCCAUUAGCAGUGAGUUCAAAAGCACCAAUGAUGAUGUAAGGAGAAGAGUUCAGUCCAUAGAGAAAGUAAGAACACAACAACACAAAGUUCCAACUAUAGCGACUUUGGUGCACUCAGAGAAGCCAGCAGAAUCCAUCACACCUGAGAGGGCAGGACCUCACAGCACUCAGUACCCUGUUGAAAGAGAGACUGGAACAACACAAAGACAAUUGGAAACUCAGAAAAAGCGUAAGGUGUCUCCUGGCAAAAGGAAGAGAUUGAAAAGGAAAGCCACUGACUCAGAUAUUUCUGGAAGUAAGCAUAUUUGGUGUCUCGAAGAAAAAAGAAUUGGUGACAUCAUGGAGCUGGAUAUUGUUUUAUCUGUAUUUGAGAAAACUAUCCUGGAAUAUAAACAUAGCAUGGAAUCUAGAAUUUGUAAGAAAGCUGUCAACAAAUUUCAUGCUAUUAUGAAAGAAGAACUCAUCAGAAUGCUUAAAGAAGUCCAGAUGUUGAAAAACCUGAAAAGGCAGAAUGCUAAGACGAUUUUCAACAUCGAAAGGAAAAGGCGGCAUUUAAUUGAAGUCCAGGAUGAACUGCUACGGGUAGAACCACAGCUGAAACAACUACAAACAAAACUUGAUGAGCUUAAGGAGAGAAAGUCAUCUCUUAAGAAUUCAGUGUGCUUCUUAUCUAGUUUAAAACAACUUUAUCAAGAUUAUUCAGGUGUUCAAGAGGAAAAACCAAAUGUAAAGGAAUCGUAUGAUUCAUCCAGCUUUCCAGCUUUAUUGUUUAAAGCAAGACCCCUUUGGGGAGCUGAGAAACACCUGCAGAAUAUCAACCAUCAGCUAGAGGUGCUCCUUAAUCAGGAAUGAGAAGACCAGUUGACACAGGUGCCUGCAUAAAUGUCUCAUGCUUCUGAAACUGCACUUUUAUAAAUAAAGCUUCCCUUGAAAUGGC
This is a messenger RNA of Jaculus jaculus (lesser Egyptian jerboa), 2194 nucleotides long. RefSeq names its product centromere protein U (gene Cenpu). NCBI's taxonomy places the organism in Eukaryota, Metazoa, Chordata, Mammalia, Rodentia, Dipodidae. The transcript has 17 exons. The record is from RefSeq and is a predicted model, not a curated record. Bases 1 to 2109 code for a protein of 702 amino acids. Gene Ontology annotation, cellular component: nucleus.